AUGUCCUUAAAUCCUGUCGCACUUCCCGAAGAUUUGGUGCGGGAAAUACUUGCUAGGUUGCCCGCGAAGUCAUUGCUGUGGUUUAGAUGUGUUUCAAAACAAUGGAAAGCUCUGAUUGGUAGCCAAUAUUUCGUCAACCUGCAAUUGAAAUCUUCCAAAAUCAGAGCACGAGACAACCCUCAGAUUCUACUGAUGAUAAAUGACGACCGUUCUGGUAGUAGUCCCUCUUUCCUCAUCGUAAACCCGGAUUCUCCACCUCAAAAGAUGAGACCCACCCAUCUCAAGGUCCACCCAUUUUCCCAAGGACGACAUUCUGUCGUAAACGGAAUCCAUGGUUGUUGCAACGGCUUGGUUUGUUUGAGUAGUUUGCACGCUGGUCCUAUCGUCCUGUGGAAUCCAGCGAUUCGUAAGAGGUGGGUGUUACCUGUUCUCGUUCUUGAUGACACAUGCAAUCACCCUCCGAUUCCAACACAUUACACCACCAACAAGUAUGGUUUUGGGUACGAUGAUAUCAGAGAUGACUAUAAAGUUGUGAGGAUUCUUGGUGAUAAGGUGACAAUCAAUGCAGGUGGUGUGAAGUGGUCAAAAGAUGUUAUAAGGAAAACGAUGACGACGACGAUGAUGUGUUGUAAUGUUGUUGUCCCUAUUAUUAGUUUAGAAAUCAUGAAAGUUACGCAAUUCAGCUCACAAAAAUAUACAAAACCACAAAUACACUUUGCCCUCUCGGAAGAAGUGUCGAUUUAG
Oldenlandia corymbosa var. corymbosa is the source of this 744-nucleotide messenger RNA. The record is from the annotation of a GenBank genome assembly. Lineage: Eukaryota; Viridiplantae; Streptophyta; Magnoliopsida; Gentianales; Rubiaceae.